Messenger RNA from Saprolegnia diclina VS20, 1081 nucleotides. RefSeq lists its product as hypothetical. NCBI's taxonomy places the organism in Eukaryota, Oomycota, Saprolegniomycetes, Saprolegniales, Saprolegniaceae. Gene Ontology annotation, biological process: carbohydrate metabolic process. The coding region runs from base 27 to 998 and encodes 323 amino acids. The transcript has a single exon. Gene Ontology annotation, molecular function: cellulose binding. The record is from RefSeq and is a predicted model, not a curated record. Gene Ontology annotation, cellular component: extracellular region.
UUUCCCAGCAACAACCACUCUCCACGAUGAAGCUUUUUGCCUCGACGCUCCUCCUCGCCGCCGCCGUCUCCAACGUUGACGCGCACGGCCGCAUGGUGUUCCCGCCUCACCGCGGCUACAUCGGCAAGCUGCCCCAGUUCAAGGACCUCGUCCCCAUCAACUACAGCGACAACGGCUUGAGCGCCGGUGGCAUUGGUGCCACGUCCGGUGGCAAGCACGGUGUGUGCGGCGACCCGUACAACGGCGCGCGCGCUCACGAAUCCGGCGGCACCUAUGGUCUCUUCCCGACCCACGGGUCCAAGGUCGUUGGCGCCUGCUUCGCGCCCGGCGCCACCAUGGACCUCAACAUCCAGAUCACGGCCAACCACAAGGGCUACUUUGAGUUUGGUCUCUGCAAGCUCAACGGCAAGGGCGACAAGGAGACCGAAGAGUGCUUCCAGUCGCUGACGCAGCCCAACGGCGACAAGCAGUGGCAGCUCCCCGCGGGUGCCGACUUUUUCAAGAUGCAGUACAACUUGCCCAAGGACGUCAAGUGCGACGGCGACUCGCACUGCGUGCUUCGCUGGUGGUAUGUCGGCUGGAACAACCCAGGCGUCGACAUCAACGGCCAGGAGCAGUUCUGGAACUGCGCCGACAUCUACAUUAGCGACACGUGCGGGUCGGACCCGAAGCCGUCGCCGAGCAGCCAGAACCCGACGCCCGCGCCGAGCUCGGACAAGCCCACGAAGGCUCCGGUCACGGACAAGCCGACGCCGGUGACGGACAAGCCGACGAAGAAGCCGACCCCGACCGACAAGCCGUCGACCAAGCCUACAAGCAAGCCCUCCAUCAAGCCGACCGACAAGCCGACGGCCAAGCCUAUCUCUGGUGGUGGCAAGAAGGCGUGGGAGCAGUGCGGCGGCAAGGACUACACGGGCAGCACCGAGUGCGUUGGCGGCAGCAUCUGCGUCACGCAGGACGAGUGGUACUCGCAGUGCGUGCCCAAGCGCCUGCGCUAAAAUAUUUGUCGCGCCCAGUAGUAGAACAUAUACUAGAAUUACCGUUGUGUAUAAUCAAUUCAUCGCCAUAUUGGUUUAACCCA